Messenger RNA from Haplochromis burtoni (Burton's mouthbrooder), 3942 nucleotides. RefSeq lists its product as uncharacterized. The record is from RefSeq and is a predicted model, not a curated record. The transcript is spliced from 12 exons. Lineage: Eukaryota; Metazoa; Chordata; Actinopteri; Cichliformes; Cichlidae. Bases 174 to 1256 code for a protein of 360 amino acids.
GCGUUCACUCGCUGCCAGUGGCGCAGUUAAUACGUAGUGAUUAGUUUUUCUCCGCUUCUUAUUUUCCUUCAGCUUAGUUAUUUUUUAUCGGCAGCUCACGUAUCCUGGUAUUGUUACUUGUAUUAUCAACCUUCUCUGUUGUUGUCCUGGUCGGUUUUUACUCUUUUAAGAAGAUGUUUCUGUCGAGGCUCUGGAUUCUGAUCUCUCUCGCGAUUGGAGCCGCCUCAGUCACCUAUGAGAAACUGGGGGGUGAAGCUCUCCUAAAACCAGGCACAGUGUCUGGUACCAUCACCAGCAUCACCUGGAAACACGGCCCAGACAUUGCUGUGGAGUGGUAUGGAAAGGAAACAUUCAUGUACCGGGAGUUCAAAGAUCGGUGUAAGCUUGAUUUUAACACUGGAGCGCUGACCCUCUCAAACCUGACUGUAAAGGACAGCGGCAUCUACACAGCAGAGAUCAACAACAAAGUCAUGAGCCCGACUGAAAUCACAGUUAUCUCUGCUGUCCCCAAACCAGCGGUCUCCACACAGUGCAACUCUGAGGAGACCAGGUGCACUUUCACCUGUGAAGCCAACGUCACAGUUGCUGAACCAGUCACCUAUUCGUGGAUGGUCGAUGACGAGAAGAUAGACGAGUCAAGCAGAAGUCUUGAAAAAGAAAAGGAUGAUCCAGAGAUGGUUGGAAAACUAAUCAGCUGUCAGCUGGAAAACCCAGUCAGCAGUGAACGCAGUGAUGAUGUCAUCCCAUUCACAAACAGUAUUUGGUCGGGUGUGAUCAUAGGAGUGAUUGUAGGGAUCGUGAUUGUGAUUGUGAUUAUUGUGGUAGUUGUGUUACUCAUCAGGUGCUGGUGCAGAUGUGGAAGCAAAACUUUAAAUGAAGUGGAAUAUAAGGAGCAGAAUUCCCCACAAACCAGAAAUGGAGUACAACAAAGUAGUUCAGAGAUCAUAAAUGAAACAGCCCAAGAAACAGUAGAGCUCAGAGCUCUCAGCAAUGAACCAGAAAUGGCACAAAGUUCAGACUCCCCACAUGAAUCCGGACCAGCCCAAACACCUGCAGAGCUCAGAGCUCUCAGCAAUGAACCAGAGAAGGAGAGUUUGCUUCCUAAAGACACCAAUGGAACUGAAAUGGCACAAAGUUCAGACUCCCCACAUGAAUCCGGACCAGCCCAAACACCUGAAGAGCUCAGAGCUCCUGGCAAUGAACCAGACACGUCUGAAGAAGGGACACCUGGACUGGAGGAACAUCCAGAGGACUAAAGCUGAGGACCAGAGGAUCGUCCCCUUUGACAGUGACUUUUGCACAAAAAUGACUUAUGAGAUAAUUACAAAGUGCACACUGUUCGAGAAGGGAACACAAACGUUACUGCAUACUUGAAAUUUACUGUGUCACUAAACAAACUUUCUAUUCCUUUCUAUUUCUUUCUAUGAUAUUUUGGACCAUAAGUUAUGAGUUUAGGUGUUUCUUAGCUCAGGUCUUGUUGAGCGGACAUUAUGAUGCUCACGCUUAUGUUUGCACAAGUGUCUGUCUUUGAGUCAGGAAUCCAGCAGUACUGGCAUUUGAAUGUUUCCUGCUGGACUUUUAGCACAUCUCAUUAAUGGCAGCUGACUUCUUCGCUAUGCAACAACUUUUUUACCCUCAUGGAGCACUUAAGAUGUGGCUGUAUCACAGGGGGUAGAGCAGAUCAUCUACUAGCUGGAAGUUGGUAGUUUCAUCCCUGCCUGCUCCAGUCUGCAAGUCUAAUUCUUAUUGGGCAAGACAAUGAAGCUUGCUGUGCUAUCCAAUGUGUUCAGAGUGAGUGUGCGUGAAUGUUAGACAGAAAGCAUUUGGGUAGAAAUAAGUGGUAUGAAUGAGACAUGUUUAAAACCCUUUGAGUGCUCAUGUAGAGUAGAAGAGCCCUGUUUACCAUAGUAACUUGGGACAGGUUUAGUUUUAAUUGUAAUUGGACUCAUGAAAGAAGCCUGAACACGGGGGAUACAUGUAAGAAGAGGUUAGCAGCAGUGUGACCUCCAGAAGCAUCUGUGAUGUUUCGAAACUUGAAGUGAAAAUGGGAGUUAAAGAUUUGAGGAGACAAACUAAAAGCAGUGUUAGUGAGUGACAGAUGAAGGAGUUGGGUACAUUACAACAGGGGUGUUAAGCUCUUUGUACUGUAGUUCACAUACAGUUCUGCUUAGAGUGAGCAGAUCCCAAAAUCAAUUUUGGUCAUUUCUCCUCUUUUUGUUUUGAAUAAAUUAUGAUAAACACUGUAGUUUUGACAGAACACAGAGUAUAUGCUUCAUUUUCUCAGAGAUAGUAUCAUGUUAAAAAAAGUUAAACUGUAUGACUUCGAAACCACUGUCUCGAGAUGUGGGACGGAGGAGAAAGAAUAAAGAUGUGAUGCAGUCCCAGUUAAGGAGGGACAUCUGGUACCACUACUUUAGCAGGUUUCACUGCAUUAUAAGGUUUUUCCUUCUUCAAGUAUGAAGAAGUAUGUUCUGCAAGACGUUCACCUGAGCCAGAGCUAAGAUAUUAGAAAACCUAAAACUGUACAUUUGAGUGAAAAAUACAUCAAAGUUCGAAUGCAUUUCCCUCCUCUGUACAGUAGGCUGCCUCUUUCAUCAGCCUGGCAUUAACAUACUGAGAAAUGUGACUAAUUAUUGUCUUGUCUGCAGCGUUCACACUUUAGAAAACCUUCAAGUGAGCUGAUUCUUGUCCUGGCCUGUUGUGGCUUGUUUGACACCCCUGCAGUAGAGGGUUAGCAAAACACAGCCUGAAAUGUCCUUUCAUUUCUAUUAUGAGAUAUAGGAAAUUAAAAAAAAAAAAAUCCUUAGCUUUAUUUUUGUUAUUUCAGUAUUGUACCAAAAAGGGAUUUUAGUGUCUGGUGCUACACUGAAGGCGACUGUUAGUGGUGCAAAAUGCUUCAUCGCACUGAUGCUACCUGGAAUGCACUGUUAAACUAUGCUUUAAUUUCAGUGUCACCCACAGACCAACUGUGACUGUUUGAACUCAUUAAUAAUACAAAAAGCUGCCUGUAAAUUUUUCAUACACUAGAGAUACUGUGCCGAUGUCUCCACGCUCAAUCUUCCAGAAAGACUUACAGAUGAUUAAUGUAAAAUGUCAAAAAUCUGACCCAUGAUACGUUUUUAAUAAUUUAUAUUACGUAUUUAUGAAUGUUACGCUGCUUCGGAUUUACAUGGGUUACACGGAUGGAGGGACACCACACACACAGCUGUUCCAUCCAUCCAUCUUUUCUCUUCAACUUAUCCAGUUCAGGGUUGUGUGUGUGUGUGUGUGUGUGUGUGUGUGUGUGUGUGUGUGUGUGUGUGUGUGUGUGUGUGUGUGUGUCUAAUAAUGGAUAGUUUGCUUUAAUAAAAAUCUUUAGCUUAGAUAAUCAUAUGAAUUUGUAUCAUGUGUUUAAAAAAGCCUGUGGUUGCACAUUGAUGGUUUUAAAGAAUGUGGUUAUCUGUGUACAUAUGUUUAUACUGUUUAUAUGUGAUUUCUAUUUAUUAUUUACAUUGCUGCAACUUUAGAUGUAAUGAAAUAUGGUGUUAGCAUUACUGCAAACACUAAAGUGCCUCUUUCUGUUUGACACCUUUUAUCUGUAUGCAUCCUUUUAAUUUGAGCUUUUUAAACCCCAAACAUCAACUUUACACAUUGCUCUAAUGUCCAACACAUUUACUGCCGUGAGAGAGCAAUCUGGCCUCAGGUGCAGUGCAAAUGGUGUGUGACAAGUGAUCAAUUUUAUUUUAACUUGUCAAAACAAUAAAUUUCUUAUGUCAAAGUAAGAGAUUGAACUUGUGUUUCAAUGAAGUGAUUUACUCUGCAUUUUCAUGCCAUACAAACAUGUUGGGAAAUUGUUCUUACGACUCUGAUAUUUUCCUGUGUUUUAAAGUGCAUCCCACCCAGCACAUCAGCUGUUACCCUCAGGAAAGCAGUAGCAGACAAUAAAAGCCUGUGUGGAAAACA